AUGGCUACUUCGCAAUCUACUCUUCUUCUUCAAAAACAACUCAACGAAUUAUUAAAGCAUCCUGUUGAAGGCUUCUCCGCGGGACUUGCUGAUAAUGAUAUUUACGAGGACUAUCCCUUGAUGCCUCCAAAACUGAGAUUUGUUUCUGACAUGUGGCAUCCAAAUGUAUAUCCCGAUGGCGAACAUCCUCCAGGCGAAGAUAAGUAUGGGUAUGAAGAUGCUGGUGAAAGAUGGAGACCUAUUCAUACAGUUGAAACUAUUUUAUUGAGCGUCAUUUCAAUGCUUUCGAGUCCUAAUGAUGAGUCACCUGCAAACAUUGAAGCUGCCAAGGAAUGGAGAGAAAAUUAUCCUGCAUUCAAAAAGCGCGUUCAACGUAUAGUUCGAGAUUCCAUAGGUUAA
This is a messenger RNA of Cetraspora pellucida, 399 nucleotides long. The record is from the annotation of a GenBank genome assembly. NCBI's taxonomy places the organism in Eukaryota, Fungi, Glomeromycota, Glomeromycetes, Diversisporales, Gigasporaceae.